AUUAUUUUAUGUAUGCUCCCGAGGAGAAUAGUUUGAACGCAAUGAACGGCCUUACGGUUGAGGAGAGAAAGGCAUUAGGAAGAAAAUAUUUAGAAACUGUCGUGGAAGACGUGCAAAAGACGCGAGAAGGAAUCAAGGCUUACAUACACAAGACUGCUUUGUACAAAUCCUUGUGGUUGAGCGAUGAGACUAUGGGAAAUAAUGUAUACCUGAAAAUGGAAAGUGAACAGGUAACUGGCUCGUUCAAAGCAAGAGGUGCAUUUAACAAGAUCAGAAUCGUCAAACUGAACAACAAAACCUUACCAGAAGAAAAACAGUACAGCAUUACUACUGCAUCAUCCGGUAACCAUGGACUGGCUUGUGCACUUGCAAUGAGAACGCUUGGUGUACAAGGAAAGAUAUUUGUACCUGAAUGUGCAAGUGAAGCCAAGAUGGAAGCAAUAAAAAAAUAUGGCGGCAAUUUGGAAAUGUUUGGUGAUGAUUGUAUAAAGGCUGAGGGCCGUGCUAAACAGAUUGCACAAGAAAGUGGUCACAUGGUCUACAUAUCUCCUUAUAACGACAUUCAAGUUGUUCAUGGUCAAGCCACAAUAGGAUUAGAAAUUCUUGAAGAUUUACCUGCUGUGGAUUCAGUUUUUAUUUCUGUCGGAGGAGGAGGACUCAUUUCUGGCAUUUCAACUUACAUGAAAGCCAUUAAGCCUUCUGUUAAGAUAAUUGGCUGCCAACCCAUAAAUUCUUGUGUCAUGUAUGAAUCCUACAAAGCAAGAAAAAUCCUUGAUAUUCCAUCUCUGGCUACUUUGUCGGAUGGUACAUCCGGGGGUGUUGACCCUGAAGCUUUCACGUUUGAUUUGUGUUGCGAAUUUGUUGAUAAAUGGGUUUUGGUGUCCGAAGAUGAAAUCUCCGAGGCUAUGCUUUUCAUGUUACAGAAAGAACACAAGUUGGUUGAGGGUGCUGCUGCUGUGUGUGUUGCCGCUUAUAAAAAGGAGAAAGAAAAUCACAGAGGGGAGAAUAUUGUACUAUUGAUGUGUGGGGGAAAUGUUGGACUUGAUGUUGUUAAGAAUAUUAUUGAGACAAACAGCUUCAAAGACAGUAAAAUAGCUAUCUAAGAAAAAUAUCUGGAAUCCAAUACU
Messenger RNA from Dendronephthya gigantea, 1127 nucleotides. Its product is annotated as L-threonine dehydratase catabolic TdcB-like. The transcript has 8 exons. Lineage: Eukaryota; Metazoa; Cnidaria; Anthozoa; Malacalcyonacea; Nephtheidae. Gene Ontology annotation, biological process: L-serine catabolic process; L-threonine catabolic process. The record is from RefSeq and is a predicted model, not a curated record. Gene Ontology annotation, molecular function: threonine deaminase activity; pyridoxal phosphate binding; L-serine ammonia-lyase activity. The coding region runs from base 9 to 1103 and encodes 364 amino acids.